Messenger RNA from Xylona heveae TC161, 297 nucleotides. RefSeq lists its product as hypothetical. Bases 1 to 297 code for a protein of 98 amino acids. Lineage: Eukaryota; Fungi; Ascomycota; Xylonomycetes; Xylonales; Xylonaceae. The record is from RefSeq and is a predicted model, not a curated record. The transcript has 3 exons.
AUGGCUUCCACAAGACCAGCUCUUGGAAAACUUACUGCCUGCCCACACCUGCAUAGCACGGUGGUUCCGCAGCCUGAUGCCUGUCUAUUUCGUCCAAGGUCGAAUAAGCUCGUGUUGGACAUUGCCAACACGGAGAUGAACCCUUUCAUCUCGCGGAUCGGGGGCCGUCAGCUGCUUGACUGGCUUGAUGCUGAAAGCCGUGACCAUUCCGUUGCUCCUUGUUGCGGGCUGGCCGCAAUCGUCCAGUGUUUGUUGGCUGCCGUGUACGGCCUGGCACGCAUGGUGGAUCUGAGCUAA